This is a messenger RNA of Nerophis ophidion (straightnose pipefish), 1633 nucleotides long. Its product is annotated as coiled-coil domain-containing protein 89. Lineage: Eukaryota; Metazoa; Chordata; Actinopteri; Syngnathiformes; Syngnathidae. The record is from RefSeq and is a predicted model, not a curated record. The coding region runs from base 245 to 1354 and encodes 369 amino acids. The transcript is spliced from 7 exons.
UGCAGGUGUGCACGUACAUUGAUGCAGGUCGUGGCGUCGCUACAAGGAGAGGACGAGAGAGGCACGCGGCGGUGACGUCACGAGGUCCGCGCGGUGUCCUGGAAACUUGCAGACACAAACAAGUGCAGCACUUGAAAUAAACCCAGCAAGAAGUCAACUUACCUCCGAGCGGCGAGUGGAAUUUGUCUCAUGGAACUUUUGAAAAGACUUCCGGCGUCCUUCAAGUAGGCGCCGACGUCGUAAAAUGACGAGCAGACGGAAGAAGUCUGAGCUUGUGAACAUCAACUGCAAGUCCGAAGACAAAGUGCAGAUGUCUCCCAUCAUCUCUGCUCUCACCCUCAACGUCGCACUUAUGGACAUCAACCAGAGGACACUGGAGAAAUGUCAUAACCUCUCGACAGAAGAGUUUACAGACACAUUAAUGCUCCAGUCCAGAGUCAAAGAACAGUCCAAUCUGAUCUGUGUACUGAAAGACAGAUCCGACGAACUGUUCCACCAAAGUCAAAACCUGCAGCAGGCCAACGCACAGCUAGAGAUGCAACUUGAGAUCUGUCAGAAAGAAAUGUCGCAAAAGCAGGCUCGAGCAGAGGUGGUAGAAAAGCGCUUCAUGGAUUUAGACGCCAACAGUCGAUCGAUCAUCGUGUUCAUGGAAGAGUACAAACAUCAGAACGCUCAGUUGAAGCUGGAGAACAAGCAACUGCAGAAGGAAAACGACUCCCUUUUCUCCCAGAAGUUGCAUGAUAAAGAGAUGGUGCUGGAACAACUUGCACUGGACAUCAAAGUGCUGACAGAGGAGUUCACAAACAAGGAGCGGGAAUAUCAGGAGAAAAUGGCAGAAAUUGAAUCGACAUCCUUUACGCAAUUAUCAGAGCAUGAAGAGAGGGAGGCAGCACUACUUGAACAACUGCAUGUAUCCAAGAAACAACAUGAAGCUGCAGAGCAGAUGUGCAAAGAAUUAAAGCUGAAAGUUCAUAAAGCAGAGGAUCAGCACACUUUGAAGGAAGCCACUAUGAGCAAAAGCAUUAGCAGCCUCACCAAAGAGCGGGACAAGCUGCUGCGCAUCUGUGUGGAAAGAGAGAACACCAUCCAGGAGAAGCAUGAGGAACUCCGGCAUCUAGAGUUACAAUACAAGGAGCAGAAGAGAGCCCGGACAAGAGUAGAAGAAAGGUUUAAACGUGAAGCAGAAGCAGUUAAUGCAGAUAAAAAAGUGAAGUCUCUCAAAAUGGCCAUCGAAGAAGCCAAGACAAAGUAUGAGAUGCUCAACAAGGACUUUGAGGCCUUCAAAGAACACAGCACCGGUCUCCUUAACAAAGAAAGAGAGUUGAACAAGAUACUACGACACUUGAGGAGCUAAUCCUACAGAUUUUACAAAUCUUUCUCAAUACCAGGUUCCAAUGAGAAACUAUGAGCAUUAUUAUAUAUUACAAUGUCAUCUUUAAUAUCCUAAGUUUUUCCGGAUCAAUAAAAGAAAAAGACAACAUACUUAUUAGCAAGACACAUGAAAAGUUCCUCAAUAGAAGUGAUACUGUACAGUUUAGAGAAGCUUCCAUAUGUCAGCACUUAAGAGUGUUCCUCUGCCAGUUUCUCAGCCUUUUGAACCACUUCUUCAAUGGGACCCACCAUAUAGAAAGCC